Messenger RNA from Cucurbita pepo subsp. pepo (vegetable marrow), 1147 nucleotides. Its product is annotated as transcription factor bHLH162. The record is from RefSeq and is a predicted model, not a curated record. Gene Ontology annotation, biological process: regulation of transcription by RNA polymerase II. Gene Ontology annotation, molecular function: protein dimerization activity; RNA polymerase II transcription regulatory region sequence-specific DNA binding; DNA-binding transcription factor activity, RNA polymerase II-specific. Lineage: Eukaryota; Viridiplantae; Streptophyta; Magnoliopsida; Cucurbitales; Cucurbitaceae. Gene Ontology annotation, cellular component: RNA polymerase II transcription regulator complex.
UCUCUAUUUCAGGUCUCUCCAAUGCUGACGUAAUCUUGCUGACGUCAUCUAAAAUGACGUCGUUUCACUACCUAACCAAAUCUCUGUACCCACUUCGUAUAAUCGUAUAUAAAUCCCACCUGAGUUCCAGCCAUUUCUGUAACCUUCUUCUUCAUCUUCUUCUUCUUCUUCAUCGUCCUCUUCAUCAAAUGGAUCGCCAUUUCCAGUUCUCGACUUCGUCUUCCUCGGCUGCAAAGAUCGAACGGCGAAUCGUAGAGAAAAACAGAAGAAACCAGAUGAAAACCCUCUGUUCUCAGCUCAAUUCCCUUCUCCCAAAUCAGGAUUCCAAGGAGAUUUCAUUAGCAUUGCCGGAUCAAAUCGAUGAAGCUGUUAAGUACAUAAAAGAGCUGGAGAAGAAAGUGAAUUUAGCUAAGGAGAAGAAGGAAAAGCUAGAGGGGAAGAACAAGAGCUCCAUGAAUAUCGAGUCUUCGUCGUCGUCGUCGGCUUCGCCUCAGCUCAAAAUCCAUCAAUCUGGUCGAAGCUUGGAGAUAAUUUUAAGCAGUGGAUUGGAUAAUCAGUAUCUCUUCUCUGAAACCAUUAGCAUUCUUCAAGAAGAAGGCGUUGAAGUUGUGAAUGCUAGCUUCUCUGUUUCUGGGAGCUCUGUUUUUCAAACAUUCCAUGCACAACUCGAGGGCUCGAUGAUCGAAUUCGAGGCAGCGAAGGUGACGGAGAGAUUGAAGCGAUUGGUUUACGGAUCAAACAGCGACAUGGAAUUGCAGAAGGAGAAGCAAUGGUGGGAUGAAUUCCCUUCUGAUGAUUUGGAUUAUUAAUUCCAACAAAAACAGGUCAAGUUCAUAAGAAUACAUUUAAAGACAACAAGCUGAAAAGAAAAAGGAGAAUAAAGGAGUCUUCAGAUUGUGUUGGUUCCAAAUGUGUUGGAGUAAGGAACAAAGUCUAUGAUACUCCUAAUUAAACUUACUUUUCUGCUUAAUAUAAAUAGAAAAUAAAUGAGACGAGAAGAUUUGAAAUUUUCGCUCUCGAGUUUAAUAUAGAAUACAAGGGUCGAUGUUUUUAUAUUCUUGUUUAUAAACAUAGUACUUGUAGACACGAUUUCUCCCUUGUAGACACGUGAAAACCUCUCCAUAGUAGACACGUUUUAACAAGGGUG